UGACGUGAAUGACGUGUAAGGAAGUACAUGUGAGAAACGCGUGUGUUGAUAGUCAGAAAUAAGACAUACGAGCUAUGCUGCAGUCUACUAAUUUGAUUCAGCAUUUGAUUGGUUGUGAUGCACAGAGAAUCGAUAUUCAUUCUGUUCCAGUAGUUGAGAAUUCUAGCAGCUUGAGUUUUCAUGUCAGAAGAGGCGAUGGACUGGAGGAAAACAACUCACCGUUUACAUUUACACCACAGAGAAUUCGUUUGGACAAAGAUGAUGAGAUCUUUGUGGAUGGUGAUGUGCACCGACACUUGUACUUGCAGGAUCUUGUGACACCUUUUACUGAGGAAUCUCCAGCAUUAAACAUUUCAGAAUUCCAGUGUCAUAUUGCUGGCUGUAAGCAGCUCUUUGACACUGUUGAGGGAUAUGAGCACCACUACAAUUCACUUCAUCGUCAUGUGUGCUCCAGCUGCAAGCGCUCCUUUCCAUCCAACCGUCUGCUGGAUAUACACAUAUUGGAGUGGCACGACUCUCUUUUUCAGGUUAUGGCAGAAAGAGAGUGUAUGUAUCAAUGUUUGGUUGAGGGAUGUGGACUGAAAUUCCAAACUAGCAAAGGAAGGAAAGAGCAUCUGAUCACAACUCACAGCUAUCCAUCAGACUUCAGAUUUGACAAACCCAAAAAAAACAAAAGGGGAACAAACUUGGAAAAGAUUACUCAGCAGGAAGAAAUGUGUUUGACAGGGCCUGGUAAUGUAGUUAGUCGACAUGGAGAAUUAGAGAAUUGGGAGUUGAUGGAUUUUUCUCUCAGCAAAGAGUCUGAGAGCCACAAGCUUGUCCUUCCUGAGCAACAAAAAACACAUUAUUCAUAUAAGGUGCCACCAACUAUUUGUUUUGGCCAUGGCUCAGUCAGAGGCUUCAGAAGUGGAAGGAAAAAGAAAUAGACGAAAGCUUGCCUUUGUUAAAUACUAUAUCGUUUAUAUGAUCUUAUGCUUGCCUGCAUCCAGUCAUAUUAGACAAUUAUUUUUUCAAUAAAAAUAAAGCAAAA
Tachysurus fulvidraco (yellow catfish) is the source of this 1030-nucleotide messenger RNA. It is a transcript of the gene znf511, whose product is annotated as zinc finger protein 511. The record is from RefSeq and is a predicted model, not a curated record. Lineage: Eukaryota; Metazoa; Chordata; Actinopteri; Siluriformes; Bagridae. Bases 75 to 926 code for a protein of 283 amino acids. The transcript has 6 exons.